AUGGCUCCCGCUGGAAAGAAGGGUAUUCUGGAGCGCCUGGAUGCUGGAGAAGUUGUAAUCGGUGAUGGGGGUUUUGUCUUCGCUCUUGAGAAGCGGGGUUAUGUGAAGGCAGGGCCGUGGACUCCUGAAGCAGCUGCCGAAAACCCUGAAGCUGUGAGGCAGCUGCACAGGGAGUUCCUCCGGGCUGGUUCUAAUGUUAUGCAAACCUUCACUUUCUACGCCAGUGAUGAUAAACUGGAGAACAGGGGCCACACUCAACGCUUCACUGGACAGCAAAUCAAUGAAUUCGCUUGUGACCUGGCCAGGGAGGUGGCCAAUGAAGGAGAUGCUCUGGUGGCAGGAGGCGUCUCCCAGACUCCUGCAUAUCUCAGCUGCAAGAGUCAAGAUGAGGUCAAGGCGGUGUUUAAGAAGCAGCUGGAUGUGUUUGUCCAAAAAAAUGUGGACUUCUUGAUUGCAGAAUACUUCGAGCAUGUAGAGGAGGCAGAAUGGGCUGUGCAGGUUCUGAAGGCCACUGGGAAACCGGUCGCUGCUUCUCUGUGCAUUGGACCAGAUGGAGACCUGAACAAUAUCAGCCCAGGAGAGUGUGCUGUUAAACUCGUCAAGGCUGGAGCUGACAUUGUUGGCAUUAACUGUCACUUUGACCCUGAGACUUGUGUAAAGACCGUCAAAAUGAUGAAGGAGGGAGUGGAAAAAGCCGGCCUUAAAGCCCACUACAUGUGCCAGCCUUUGGCUUACCAUACUCCAGACUGUAACAGACAAGGCUUCAUUGAUCUGCCAGAGUUCCCUUUCGCCCUUGAACCAAGAAUCUUGACCAGAUGGGAUAUGCAGAAAUAUGCCAGAGAAGCCUACAAUGUGGGCAUUCGCUUCAUCGGAGGCUGUUGUGGUUUUGAACCUUAUCACGUCCGAGCCCUGUGCGAGGAGUUGGCAACUGAGAGAGGCGUUCUUCCAGCUGGUUCAGAAAAACAUGGCACAUGGGGAAGUGGCCUGGAGAUGCACACAAAGCCUUGGGUCAGAGCUAGGGCUCGCCGCGACUAUUGGGAGCCGUUGAAGCCUGCGUCUGGUCGUCCCUUUUGUCCAGCCUUGUCUUUGCCUGAUGGCUGGGGAAUUACUAAAGGUCAUGCUGAUCUUAUGCAACAAAAGGAAGCCACAUCCAAAGAACAACUGAAGGCCCUCUUUGACAAAGCCAAGCACUAA
Molecule: messenger RNA, 1194 nt
Organism: Knipowitschia caucasica
Lineage: Eukaryota; Metazoa; Chordata; Actinopteri; Gobiiformes; Gobiidae
Source: the annotation of a GenBank genome assembly